This is a messenger RNA of Symbiodinium natans, 1857 nucleotides long. The record is from the annotation of a GenBank genome assembly. Lineage: Eukaryota; Dinophyceae; Suessiales; Symbiodiniaceae.
AUGGUUGCUGGCCUGCCAAGGUCAAGGCCCCUCUUCAUCUGGUAUGACUACUUCUCCUGCCCCCAGCAGGAGGGCACCGGUCAUGGAGGCAACGAUCCCAGUAACCAGGAACUGGCGAUUCACAGCAUCCCGGCUUACAUCGAGAUGUGCUGCUGUGUCGUCAUACUCUGCCCUCCCAUUAUCCACAGGGAGUCACAGGAGCUUCUGAACAAGAGCAGCUGGUCCACGAGGGGCUGGUGUCGCUUGGAGAGAUUGGCCGUCCAUCUCAGCACGGUCCACACGGCCUUCCUGGUCGAAGUCCAAUGCGCGGAGCACCAGAACCACACUGUCCCUUUCGAGUUCCUCCGCGAACCUGUCGGCUUGGGAAAGUUCACGAUACCCUCAGACCGUGAGAGGGUUGCAGUGGUGGUGCACAGCAUGGUACUGCAGAAGCUGCACUUCUACCUCCGACGAGGAGACCUUCACAACUUCAGAGUCCUGUUGAAUCUGCAGCACGUGCACUUGCGAGGCUUCUCAACAGGAUACAUCGAUGAUGUGGUUCCUGGCUUCGACAGCACACAAGAGGACCCCAGCGACUUCUUCUUGGAGAAGUUCUUACACCAACAUGGACUGCACAGCCCGGUGGAGCGCGAUGAAGCCGGGUGGACUCCCUUGUGUUAUGCUGCCCUCGGUGGCAACCCCCUUCUGAUUGUAGCACUACUGGAGCAGCGCGCAAAUGUGAACGACCGCAUCGGACAGGCAUCCCAGGAACAGGUCUUCAUGUCUGCCGGCGCCUCCGCCCUCAUAAUGUGCGUGUGCCUCAACCACAUCGAUGCCAUCCAGGUCCUACUGGAACACCGGGCCAACCCCAACCAGGGCGAUGCUACGGGCACCACCGCCGUGCACUUCGCAUGUUCCGGGGCAAACGUGGAGGCCCUUGGGCUGCUUUGUGCAGCAGGUGGGUCCACCCUCCUUCGGAACAAGCUGAACUUCACGCCCGUGACGUUGAUGGGUGGGGUCGGCACGAAUGAUGCUGGGCUUCAGGUCCGACUCAUUGAGGAGUUAUGCGCGGGAGGCCUCUCACAGAAGGACACCACUGCAGCCCUCCACUGCAGCAUCCUCUUCGGGGGCGCUUCCGGUGCGGUGGUGGCCGCCUUGCUGGAGGCGGGAGCCGAUGUGGAUGGCCCUGUCUGCCUUCCCAAGUCGGCCAUGCUCCAGAUGAUGAUGGCCUACAUGAGCUUAAGGCACUCAUGGCGGAAGACCGCCUUCAGUCAGUACGCCUACCAGCACCAGGGCGCCACGCCGCUGAUGUGCAGCAUCAUGUGUGGAGCCUACGAGGCCGCGGCUGCUUUGAUCGCUGCCGGCGCGCGCCUGCAGAUUCGGAACCAUCGUGGGUCCUCAGCAAUGGACCUGGCAAAGGAUACCCAGGUGCCGGAUUUCCUCGCCAAUGCCUUUCGGGGCUCUCCCGUGGAGUGUGAGUUGAUGGCUUUGCGCCAUUUCAAGACGAUUUCCGAGCAGAAGCGCGACUACAUACACAAGCUGCUCCGGAGGGAUCUUUGGGAUUCUUCCGUGAUGCAAGGCCAUGAGGUCGUCAUAAACCAGGACAGCUUCCCUAUCCUGGAUGAUGAUGAGCUGGUCGUGACCAUUACGGUCCGCGGCGCCUUCUUCAAUGAGGCAGCGCUAAAGGAGCUGACUCAGAAGGAUGCGACGGCUGAGCGCAUCUGCAAGGAGUACCUCCAGACAUUCGACCUGCCGAAGCUCCACAAAAUCUGCAGCAACGGUAGCGGUGUCAAGGUGAGCUUCAACGGCAAGACCUUCGAGCUUAAGCCGCAGAAGCACUUCGUCUUCGGUCCUGCUGAAGCAACCUGGAAGAAGUGA